AUGAAGGUAAAGGCCAGGCUUUUGUUAAAUAUAAGAUAGAUUUUGUGUCAUUCAGCAGUAAUUAAUAAUGAAUAAUAAUUAUUUAUCUGGUUUAAGAAUUAUGAUUUGACACCUCAAAAGUAGAUAUAAUUUAAUAAUAUUAUAUAAGCAACUUGUGAAUAUUAGCAUACAUUAAUUUUAGAUUAAUUAGGAUAAGUAUAAUCUUGGGGAGUUGGAGAUGAAGGAUAAAUUAGGAAAUGUAUCAUACUAUAAUUCUGAAGAACCAAUAAAAUAUUAGAUAAUAAGAUAUACAUAGAAGCAAGUAGAUUUAUUUCAUUCUGCAGGAAUACGUAAAGAAAACAUUUUUUAGAGUUGAGGAUCAAACAUUGAUUUUAGGUUUGGAUUGGAAGAGAAAAGAAAUUAUAAGUGGGAAAACGUUACAUUAAUGUUACAUUAUAGAUGUAUAUAGUUGUGAAAAGAAAAGUAAUGGAAAUUUAGGACAUUUAAUGUCACUAUACCUGCUUUUCUUUAUUGACCAAAAUUAAUAGAAGGCUUAUUAAAGGUUAUUUAGAUAAGUGUUGGUAAAAGGCAUUGUUUGGCAUGGGGGUUUAUUUUUUUGGAUUAAUUAGGUUUAAGAGAUAAAAAUAGAGUGA
Paramecium sonneborni is the source of this 632-nucleotide messenger RNA. NCBI's taxonomy places the organism in Eukaryota, Ciliophora, Oligohymenophorea, Peniculida, Parameciidae. The record is from the annotation of a GenBank genome assembly.